Molecule: messenger RNA, 1390 nt
Organism: Gamsiella multidivaricata
Lineage: Eukaryota; Fungi; Mortierellomycota; Mortierellomycetes; Mortierellales; Mortierellaceae
Product: kinase-like domain-containing protein
Exons: 7
Coding region: 132-1268 (378 amino acids)
Source: RefSeq, a predicted model, not a curated record
AAGGACUAGCACGGGCAGUGUCUUUUUCUUGCAUAUACUUGCAUCAAGUAACACUUCAUUCGGUUUCACAUUCAUCUCUUCACUUCAUUUCCUCACCUUCUUCACUCUCCGCCUCGCUCAUCUCAUUCACCAUGGCACCCAAGGAACACGGACAAAGCACAACUGAUGUUCGCAAAGGAUAUCAAUUGGAAGCUGCCCAGCUCGAGCCGUACUUGCAAAAGGCCAUUCCAGGAUUCGCUGUCCCCGUCAAGGUAUCUCAGUUCAAGCUGGGUCAAAGUAAUCCCACCUAUCUCCUGACGGACGCAAACAACACGCGCUAUGUCCUCCGCAAGAAGCCAGCCGGAGCGCUGCUGUCGUCGACGGCUCACGCAGUCGAGCGCGAGUACAGGAUUUUGAAGGCCCUGGGCGAGAAAUCAAAUGUGCCCGUGCCCAAGGUCUACACUCUCUGCGAGGAUUCUUCUGUCAUCGGAACACCUUUCUAUGUUAUGGAGUUUUUGCAGGGACGCAUUUUUUCGGAUAUCACCUUGAAGAAGCUGCCCUUUGAGGAACGUCGUCAGUGCUGGAUCUCGGCAAUCGACACGCUCGCAAAGCUGCACAAGGUCGACUAUGUGGCCGUUGGGCUUGAGGGCUAUGGAAAGUCCGCGGGAUUCUAUAGCCGCCAAAUCGCGUCUCUGAGUAAGGUCGCUGCUGCUCAGGCGGCCGUCAAGGAUACUGAGGGUGCCCUGGUCGGUCCUAUCCCUGGUAUGGAUGAGUUGGCAGCUUGGUUCAAGAAGCACGAGGUCAAGGACUCGACCUCGAUCGUGCAUGGAGACUACAAGAUGGAUAACUUGGUCUUCCAUCCAACAGAACCACGUGUCAUUGGCAUUCUCGACUGGGAACUGUCGACGAUCGGUCACCCAUUCUCGGAUCUGGCUAACCUUGUGAACCCAUACUACGUUCCUGCAAUGGAGGGCAACCCCAUGGGUGGACUCCGGGGCAUUUCCGAAAAGGAUCUGCCCAUUCCUCCAGUGAAUACACUCCUAGAGCGGUAUUGCCAGCAAACCUCGAGACCCUACCCGAUCGAGAACUGGAUGUUCUGCAUCGCCUUCUCGUUCUUCAGACUUUCGGUUAUUCUGCACGGAAUCAGGGCACGCGUGGCUCGUGGACAGGCGAGCUCGGCAGAAGCCAAGGUAUACGCCGCUUUGGUAGAGUCAGUUGCCGGACUAGCGCUCGAGAUUGCACGAGGGGACGGACAGCAGGAUACAGAUAGUGUCAAGUCUAAGCUGUAAUAGAACCGAGCUAAAUAGUGAAAUAUGAAGUACCUGGAGGGAGGCGUCAGUGAGAAAGUGGACGCGCUUGGAAAGUUCUAUAACGUGUUUACGCCAAUAAUUAAUAAAUCAUAACAACGUAC